AUGUACGGAAAGAAGCUGAAAACUCCCCGAUGGAAGGAGUGCACAUCUCAGACCAUGCGAAGAACGAAUUACGCUGCUAGUGCCAUUUAUGUCAGCAAAGCGUUCGACCAGGCAUCAAAGAACUCAACGUUGGAUAUGGCGAACGAUAUAAAAGAAGCGUUCCACGGAAUGCUUGUCGAAGAAGACUGGAUGGACAAUGCUACAAAGAAGGUUCUUUUUUGUAGAACAAAACUCUCCCACUAA
Messenger RNA from Cooperia oncophora, 243 nucleotides. The record is from the annotation of a GenBank genome assembly. NCBI's taxonomy places the organism in Eukaryota, Metazoa, Nematoda, Chromadorea, Rhabditida, Trichostrongylidae.